Molecule: messenger RNA, 525 nt
Organism: Trichogramma pretiosum
Lineage: Eukaryota; Metazoa; Arthropoda; Insecta; Hymenoptera; Trichogrammatidae
Gene: Dad1
Product: dolichyl-diphosphooligosaccharide--protein glycosyltransferase subunit DAD1
Exons: 2
Coding region: 100-432 (110 amino acids)
Biological process (GO): protein N-linked glycosylation
Cellular component (GO): membrane; oligosaccharyltransferase complex
Source: RefSeq, a predicted model, not a curated record
UGCAUCUUAACACCUUUCGUCUGUUGCCGACAACUACGAUAUUCGUGUAUCGUUUAAAUUUUGCACAUCUGCUGAAUCAAAGUUUAUUUCGUUAAAAAAAUGUCGAACCAUGUUAUUUCUAAAAUUUGGCAGGACUAUAAAAAAAUCACGGAACGAAAAACAAUGAUUAUUGAUGCAUAUUUACUGUAUGUGCUUAUUACUGGAAUCAUUCAAUUUAUAUACUGUUGCUCAGUAGGCACAUAUCCAUUCAACAGUUUUCUUAGUGGAUUUAUAUCUACCAUCUCUUGCUUUGUUCUUGGAAUGUGCCUGAGACUUCAAGCUUGCAAUAGCAAUGGAAAACAAUUCAAUCGAUAUGGGAUAGAAAAAGGAUUCGCAGAUUUUAUUUUUGCUCAAAUUGUUCUUCAUAUUGUUAUCGUAAAUUUUAUUGGUUAAUUGUACUCGUAUACUUCGUAUAUUGUAAACAUAUUUUUAUUUUGUCAAAUUAAUCAGACAUCUAGUGAAAUAAAUAUUUAAUAAACAUCAUAA